Molecule: messenger RNA, 2920 nt
Organism: Charadrius vociferus (killdeer)
Lineage: Eukaryota; Metazoa; Chordata; Aves; Charadriiformes; Charadriidae
Gene: MFN1
Product: mitofusin 1
Exons: 17
Coding region: 3-2225 (740 amino acids)
Biological process (GO): mitochondrial fusion; mitochondrion localization
Cellular component (GO): mitochondrial outer membrane
Molecular function (GO): GTPase activity; GTP binding
Source: RefSeq, a predicted model, not a curated record
UAAUGGCAGAAGCCACAGUCUCUCCCCUGAAGCACUUUGUGCUGGCUAAAAAGACAAUCACUGCUAUCUUCGACCAACUGCUGGACUACGUCACUGAAGGAGCAACUUUUGUGGAAGCAACAUACAGGAACCCGGAGCUUGAACAUGUAGCAACAGAAGAUGAACUGGCAAAAAUACAGACAUAUAAAAAUAAGUUAGCAGUCAUCGGUGAGGUGCUUUCACGGAGACACAUGAAAGUGGCAUUUUUUGGCAGAACAAGCAGCGGGAAAAGUUCGGUCAUUAAUGCAAUGCUGUGGGAUAAGGUACUUCCUAGUGGGAUUGGCCAUACAACUAACUGCUUUCUCAGUGUGGAGGGGACAGAUGGAGAUAAGGCUUAUCUUAUGACAGAAGGAUCCGAUGAAAAGAAGAGUGUCAAGACAGUCAAUCAGCUUGCUCAUGCACUUCACAUGGAUAAGGAUUUGAAAGCUGGCUGUCUCGUCCAUGUCUUUUGGCCCAAGUCAAAGUGUGCCCUGCUGAGAGAUGAUUUGGUUUUAGUGGACAGCCCUGGCACAGAUGUUACUACAGAACUGGACAGCUGGAUUGACAAAUUCUGCUUAGAUGCUGACGUGUUUGUCUUGGUUGCCAAUUCUGAAUCAACUCUCAUGAACACGGAAAAGCAUUUUUUCCAUAAAGUGAAUGAACGACUCUCCAAGCCAAACAUCUUCAUCUUGAAUAAUAGAUGGGAUGCCUCUGCAUCAGAACCAGAAUAUAUGGAAGAUGUGCGCAGGCAGCACAUGGAGCGCUGUCUGACUUUUCUAGUUGAUGAGCUCAAAGUUAUUGAUCCUGUAGAAGCCAGGAAUCGCAUCUUUUUUGUUUCAGCAAAAGAAGUUCUGAGUGCCAGGAGACAGAAGGCCCAAGGAAUGCCAGAGGGUGGUGGAGCACUUGCUGAAGGAUUUCAAACAAGAUUCCAGGAAUUUCAGCAUUUUGAGCAGAUAUUUGAGGAGUGUAUCUCGCAGUCAGCCGUGAAAACCAAGUUUGAACAGCACACUAUCAGAGCUAAACAGAUAAUAGAUACUGUGAAAAACAUUAUGGACGCCAUAAACGUAGCGGCAGCAGAGAAAAGAGUCCGUUCAAUGGAAGAGCGAGAAGAUCAAAAGGAUAGAUUGGACUUUGUUCGAAAUCAGCUGAACAUUUUGACGGAAGAUACAAAGGAAAAAAUCAAACGUGUUACUGAGGAAGUAGAAAAUAAAGUCUCCUCUGCCAUGACCGAUGAGAUUUGCCGACUUUCAGUCUUAGUUGAUGAAUUUUAUUCAGAUUUUCACCCUUCUCCUCAAGUACUGAAGCUCUAUAAGACAGAACUGAACAAACAUAUAGAAGACGGUUUGGGAAAGAACCUGGCUGAUCGUUGCUCCAGUGAAGUCAAUCAAUCAAUGCAUCAGUCGCAGCAGGAGAUGAUUGAAAAUCUGAAACCAUUGUUGCCUUCUGGUGCUCAGAAUCAGCUCCACUUGCUAAUUCCAUGCAGGAGGUUUGACCUUAGCUAUGAUCUAAACUGUCAUAGUCUGUGUGCGGAUUUUCAAGAGGAUAUCAUGUUCCACUUUUCCUUGGGAUGGACGUCGCUUGUAAACCGUUUCUUGGGUCCUAAACAAGCUCAGAGGGUACUAUUGGGACUAGCAGAUCCAAACUUACAAAUCCCUCGUCCUUUAGCUACCACCCCAUCCGCUGCCAGCCUUCCUGCCAUAACUCCAGAGAACUCGCCGCACGAUGAUUUUAUGGUUCCUUUGGUAAUGAGUUUAGCUUCACUGACAUCACGGACCUCUAUGAGCAUCAUCAUUGUUGGCGGAGUGAUUUGGAGAACAGUAGGCUGGAAACUCAUCUCUAUUUCCUUAAGUAUGUAUGGGCUGUUAUAUCUUUAUGAGAGACUAACCUGGACCACUAAAGCAAAGGAGAGAGCCUUUAAACAGCAGUUUGUGAACUAUGCUACUGAAAAGCUGCAGAUGAUCGUCAGUCUGACCAGUGCUAAUUGCAGCCAUCAGGUGCAACAGGAAAUGGCCACUACCUUUGCUCGGCUCUGUCAGCAGGUGGAUAUUACCGAGAAGAACCUGGAAGAAGAGAUUGCGAGGCUUUCCAAAGAAAUAGAUCAGCUGGAGAAUGUGCAGAGCAACUCCAAGCAGCUAAGAAAUAAAGCCAUUCACCUUGAGAACGAACUAGAUCGCUUUACAAAGCAUUUUCUUCAAAAGACUAAAUAAAACAUCGUUGCUAACUUUCCUGGUGAUCCUUUGUAGGACAAAGUAGACAUUUUACAGAUUAUGCUUCUCCUCUGUGGAGUCACAUGAAAUGAUAUAUAUUUUAAACAUUACUUUGAUUACAGUUGUUAAUUAUUGUAAAACUUGAUUUGGACUCAGACGGUGAAUCAAACUGAAGAGGUGUGGUACUCUGAGUGUUAUGUUUGUGUUGGAGAUUUUGAGUUUAAAAUGAUCUUUAAACACUAAAAUUCUUUGGGCACUUGACAAUAAAAAUCCAACUCCUUAUUGGUUUUCAUCAGUAUUUAGCAGUGGCAAGUCUCGCUUCCUGGCAUCCAGGAGCUUAUGCAGGGAGAGAGAGCUUAUCACAGUUACCACUGUCUCCUGUUCUCAGUUGCUUAGGAAUUAGUCAGGGAUGGAGGAUGCUGCUUUUUGCGUGUGUGUUUUUGUUUAAAGAAGGGAAGUAUAAACUCGAGCACGGGGAAAGGGCUCUUGACUGUUUUGAAAGCAAGUGAAAUCGGGUUGGGCAGCAGUUCCUCUUCCUCAAAGGGAAGUGAAAGAUGAUAGUAAACUGCAGAGCAUUCACUAAUGAAAUGCAGUGGGCUCUAGUUUCCCCUCUGGCUACCACAUUCAGACAAGGUGUUGUUGAUUGAGUAAAAAUAAACUUAUUGCAACAAGCUUAUCAGAUUUCUCACAGUUGG